AUGAGCGCGAGGCAGAUCAGCAUUCACAGCGACUCCCAGCUCAUAGUAAAUCAGAUAACGGCAGACUUCGCAGCAAGGGAUGCCUCCAUGUCAGCCUACCUAUCGGCAGCUCACCAACUACUACAAAAAUUCCAGGCCUACGAGAUACGGCAGAUCCCCAGGUCGGAAAAUAGCCAUGCCGACGCGCUCUCACGAUUGGCCUCGGCCAUAAAUGACAAGAUCGGAAGGAAGGUACCGGUGGAGAUAUUAUCCCAACCGAGUACAACCGCCGCUGAGGUAUGUACCGUUCGGUACGAAGACACAUGGAUGUCUCCAAUCUAUGCCUACCUGACGGCCGGAACCCUUCCUACCGAUAAGUCCCAAGCUCGGAAACUUCGCUACCGAUCGGCAAGAUACACAGUCAUCAACGAUGUUCUGUACAAACGGGCUACACGACGCCGUAUUUAA
Molecule: messenger RNA, 447 nt
Organism: Prunus armeniaca (apricot)
Lineage: Eukaryota; Viridiplantae; Streptophyta; Magnoliopsida; Rosales; Rosaceae
Source: the annotation of a GenBank genome assembly